UCUGCGCUGCGGGACUAGCCGGGAGACUCUGAUUUCUCCUGCCACCUGUGCGGGCGAACUUGGAACUGGGCGCCUGGCUUGACGCCGACUCUUUUUCUCCAGCUGGAGGAGUUCCUUCCGUCUGUGUUCUGCCCUUGGAAGGAAAGAUGCCUGGGAGAGGAGUGGGGCCGCCAGAGGCGGUGCUGGGUGCGCACCACAGAGCCUCAGUUAUGUUCUUUGCAAAGUCCUGACAAGUGUUCCUGAAAUGGACACUCUGCUUCAUUUUUAAAAUUGUACUUUUAUUUGUUUUUAUUUUCAUUUUUGGGGGGCCGUGGACAUCCCUGACCUAGAAACCAAGUACAACAAUGUGGCUAGUGUAAAAAAAUAUUUUUUUUGUUUCUUAACUCCUCAUUUUCCUUUUCUUUGUAAUUGGGUGACAUAGAAGCAGCCUUUUUGCAUAAAGCUGUGCCUGACUCUCAACACCGUCUGAAUGAAUGGGACGGAGCAGUCUCGAUCAAAGGACCUGGACCAAUUUUAAAAAACGAGCCUUUUGUUUGUUGGGCUACCUUUGUCUGUAGUUGAUUUUGAUGUGAAAGAAGAUGAAAAAGGACGGCUCUUCAGGUUCCUUCAGAUUCAAGUCCAGCCCGGGUUCUCUCUCACGUGCUGUGAGUUGGAUAAAUUUCUCCUCCUUGUCCAGGCAGACAAAGAGGCUGUUCCGCAGCGAUGGGGAGCUCCCGGUUUGUGGGCAGCAGGUGGAAGCAGACGAUGAAAACUGGACCUACAGAACCCAGCCCAGAAAAGCGGUUUCCAACCUAGACGAGGAGAGCAGAUGGACAGUCCACUACACUGCUCCCUGGCACCAGCAGGAGAACGUGUUCCUGCCCAGCACGAGACCCCCCUGUGUGGAGGACCUGCACCGCCAGGCCAAGCUCAACCUCAAGUCAGUGCUGAGGGAAUGUGAUAAACUCCGGCAGGAUGGCUCCCGAAGUUCCCAGUAUUACUCCCAGGGGCCCACCUUUGCAGCUGGCUCCAGCCCACUGUGUGACGGUUAUCAGGAUGAGGAUGAAGAAGCAGAUCACGAGUGUUCCAUCUCUUCAUUGGAAGAGGAAACAUUUAGCUCCAUCAGGAGACCUAAAGCGCCGAGCUCAAGUGACUGUUCCAACCUUAAUGCUCAAACCAGCUGGGCCAAGUCACUCCCCUUGCCAACACCGGAAGAGAAGAUGCGGCAGCAGGCCCAAACGGUCCAGGCGGACGUGGUUCCUAUCAACAUAACGGGGGAGAAUUUCGAUCGCCAGGCCAGCCUUCGGCGGUCUCUAAUUUACACAGACACUCUGGUAAGACGACCGAAGAAAGUCAAAAGGAGAAAGACUAUUACAGGAGUCCCUGACAACAUACAGAAGGAGCUAGCAUCCGGCACGGGUGAGGAUGAUGUUGGUGGUCCCUCAGUGUACAACCCAGACCACUACUCUACACUGGGAAGGCUUGACAGCCAUCGGUCUGCUGGGCAGCACUGGGAAACCAGGGACUCCAGCUGUCAGACAGAGGAAGUGAGAGUCGUCCCACCUUCGAUGAGAAGGAUCAGGGCGCAGAGGGGGCAGGGCAUUGCUGCCCAGAUAGGCCACUUCUCCGGCUCCUCCGGGAACAUGUCUGUGCUGAGCGAUUCUGCCGGCAUCGUGGUCCCUUCUCGCCUCAGCCACGAGGCUGGUUUCCACAGCCUCCCACGCUCCGCAGCAAGGGCCAGUGUGCAGUCCAGCGGGCCGAGGCUGGGCGCCCUGGGCUCUGCAGGAGGCCUGGACAGCACUUUCCCCUACGAAAGGGACGACCCACAGGUGGAGGGAGACUCAGGACAUUUAGGAGGGGCCUCAAGGACUGGGACUCUUGUGAGGCCCAAAUCCCAGGAGCUGAGGCCCUUUGAGAGUAGAAACCUGACAAGCCCAGCGUGUGUGGUUUCUCCCCACGCGACCUACUCGACGAGCAUCAUCCCCAACGCCGCACUCUCCUCCUCUUCGGAGGUGAUUGCCAUUCACACUGCUCCGAGUUCAGGGCCACCGGACGGCAGAAUUACCAGCUCCUCUUCCCACACAAGGAUAAAAUCCAGGGACCACCUCCUCUCCAGGUGUGCUGGGAAAGAUGACCGUCUGUCUCCCAGUGGCAGCUGGAAUGAGGGUCACUGCACUCUCUCACAGGCCUUAGAUGCCCAUUCCUCCAGUGCGACCACACUGUUGACCCUCUGUGACUCUGCGGUCUCUCUAAAUGCCCCGGCAAAUCUGGAGAACGGGUCCCCCGGCGUGGCCUACAACCGACGGAACAAGCUGAGCUUCCCGGCGCCUGACGACGCCGACGGCAGGAGUGAGUCCAGUGACUGCGGGGGCCGCGGGCGCGGCAGUGCGGGGCCCUGGGAAUACGGCGCCCCCGGGGACGGGCGAGCAUCCUCGCCGCAGCAGCGGGCCACCACUCCGGGUUACUCCAGUCCCAUUAGCAACGUGAGCAGCUGCAGCUGGGACCAGACGUCUAACAAAGAUGAUGCCGGGUCCCUGUAUUCGGGGGACCACGAUGGCUACUACGCAUCCACGCACCCCGACUCUGGAUGCGAACCUGGGGAUCUCCGCCACAGCAGCAAUGGCUUCGGGAACCCCAGGCACAGUGUGGUCAAUGUUUUUGAAGGGAGAGCUCCCAAGAGCCAAGGGGACCGGCCACAUUACCAUGACAGAUCCCUCUCGCGAAGCAUCUCCUUGAGGAAAGCGAAGAAGCCUCCGCUGCCGCCGUCGCGGACCGACUCCCUGCGCAGGACGCCCCGCAAGGGUGCCCCAGCCCCGGGGCCGGCGCUCAAUCGGGGCCCACGGGCCUCGCCGCCGCGGGUGCUGCGGCUGGACCUCGGCGGCGGGGGCGGCGGCUCAUCCUCCCAGAGCCCCUGCAGCGACGCGGAGGAGCCGUGGCCGCCGCGCUCCCGCAGCCCCAGCACCGGCAGCGCGGCCAGCAGCGGGGCCUCGGCCACCACGCCCACCGCCUCCUCACUGGGCGGGGCCGCGCACAGCGACUCGAGCAGCAUCAGGUCCGAGGGCGCCGAGUCCUGGCCCUACUGCGCCCACGGCCCAGGCGCGCACGGGGACCUGGGGGGCGCGCAGGGGCGGCCUGGGCGCGGGGGGUGCGGGGCAGCGGGUUCCGGGGGCUCCGUCGGGGCGGUGGGGAGCCCAGCGCGCAGGGUCACCUCGCCGUCCAGUGGGUACUCUAGCCAGUCCAACACGCCCCCUGCGCUCACCCCCGUGCCGGCGCUCUUCAAGGCCGCGUUGCCGGCAGACGGCAGGGCCAGGGCCAAACCCAGGGUCCCCGAGAGGAAGUCCUCCCUGGUUUCCUCGGGGUCGCUGUCUGCGUCCUCCACGUCCCUCUCCUCCAGCACCUCGGCGGAUGGGGGUGGGGCCGCGAGGACACCGGGCUCCACGCCCCCCUUCCCUCCUCCGCCCUUCCCUCCUCUGCCCACCUCGACGGAGGCCCCUGAGGGCGCUCCUCGGCCUCAGUCUCCCCCGUUUCCCCCUCCGCCACCACACGUGCUCCUCACUUGUCCCCCCACGCCCCCUGAUCCCCUUCUUCUGGAAUCCUCUGUCCCCGCAGCGCCCCCGCCUGCCCCACCCCUCGACCCCAAGCUGCUGGAGGACGCCCGGUCUCCUUUCAGAGACUCUGGCCGGGCAGAGCCUCCCCGGGAGGCCUGCCGGCGGCUUCCCGAUCCAGAGGAGGGCAGGCUGCCCCCGCUGAUAACCCGGGAGGCUCUGCGGACGGUGCAGCUGCGGCCGGUGAGGCCGAGCCCAGGGCCCGAGGCGGCCCCGUCGUGCGGGCAGGGGCUCCGGGGAGAACUCACGCCCGCUGCUCCCCAGGACCGCGGGAAGCCAUCUGCUUCCCCGAAAUCCCGAAAUAGCACGAGAGAGAUGCAGCGCGACAGCCCGCCCGCCUGCGCCCCUGGCGCUCGUCCCACUCCCGCCGGGAGCCCGGGUGGGGGGCGCGGGGAUGCGGGGGACCCCGGGGCUGGGCCCGGCACCUCGCCCAGCAGAAAGCCACCCCCCAUUGCCAAGAAGCCCAAGCUGGUCCUCGUGGUGCCGCCCCCGCAGAGGCAGCUCCCGGCGCCCGGCCCGAGGGGAGAGGCGGGCGGCUGUGCGGCCGGGGCCGGUCUAGAGGGGACUCGCUCUCGCUGCUCGGAGUUGGAGGGGGGAGCCACGGGGUCCGUGUCCCCGCGCACCCUGGACACCGAUGUUCCCGCGGUGCAGCCUGACGCCUGGCGGGCCACCGAGCAGGAGCAGCCGGAGGGGCAGGAGGAGUCGCGCGUGGAGGACGGAGCGCACGGAGCGGGGAGCGGCCCGGCCCCGCAGGACUCGCGGCCUGGGGCGCCGCAGCCCGACGCGGCCGGUCCUUCCUCGGAGGCCUGCGACCUCCUCCAGGAAGAGGAGGGCGAUGAGGCCAUGACCCCCAGCAGACCCCGGACCACCGAGGACCUCUUCGCCGCUAUUCACAGAUCCAAGAGGAAAGUCCUUGGCCGUAAAGACUCGGAUGACGACCACUCCCAGAACCACUCCCCAUCCCCUCCGGUGACGCCCACCGGUGCUGCCCCCAGCCUGGCCUCCCCGAAGCAGGUGGGGUCGAUUCAGAGAAGCGUCCGCAAGAGCAGCACCAGCAGCGACAGCUUCAAGGCUCUGCUGCUGAAGAAGGGGAGCCGGUCAGAUGCCAGCGCCCGCAUGUCGGCCGCAGAGAUGCUCAGGAGCACAGACCCCAGGUUUCAGAGGUCAAGGUCGGAGCCUUCGCCAGAUACCCCCCAGAGCCCAUCAAGCUGCUCCCCAGGCAAGAGCAGGAGGGCCCAGGAGGAGUGGGCCAAGAACGAAGGCCUGAUGCCUCGGAGUCUGUCCUUUUCCGGCCCCAGGUACGGCCGUAGCCGGACGCCGCCCUCUGCAGCCAGCAGCAGGUACAGCGUGCGGAACCGGAUCCAGAGCAGCCCCAUGACCGUCAUCUCGGAAGGAGAAGGGGAAGCUAUGGAGCCUGCAGAUGACAGGGCUCCCUGGACCGUGGGCACUGCAAGGGGCUGUCCGCUGGACGGACUGGCAGGGGACGACAUAUUCGAGGGCAGCCUGCUCUGCGGCAGGGAGCCAGCCGCCUCCCUGCGGGCCCCGUCUCCCGGCCCUGCAGGUGGCACAGCCACUGCAGAGGGCGGGGGUCCUCUGAGGGAGGAGAGCUAGGGGCAAGGACGCAAGUCUCCGGAGAUGUGGGGGACACGCACGCGUCCCUCCAGGAGGCCUGCAGGCCCCCACCGGUCCAUGGGCCUACCCAGUGUCUGUGCUGUGGGCCCUGCGGUGGGAGGGAGGGAGAGAGGGUUGCUUAGGGCUCUUGGCAUGUCCCAUGUGGCUGAAAAGCAGGUAGAAGGUUAACUUCUAGAAGUGCUUCCUGGGGAAGAUUUUGUCUUUGCUAAAUGUGGAGUGUGUGUAGGGGUGUGUGUGCAUUUUGAAAACUUUUUACAUUAAAAAAAAUACACACACAAACAGCAUGUACAGAAAUAGAAGAAAGAGUUAAGCGGGGUAGAGGAAUGGGGUCUUCUGGAUUAGGUGGAAAUUGCUUUAAAGUGUCCUGUUUAUGGAGGUUAGUGAGUUCCAGAAGGGAGGACCAUUGCUUCUAGGUGGGGGGUAGUGGAUGUGCUGGUUCUGGGUGCACAGACAUGCACAGGUGUGCUUCCGGGGAGCCGUGUCGUGGUUCACCCAGAAAGUUGGGAAAGGGCUAAGUGACUCACUGGUUCAGGUACUUUUUUCUGGGGGAAAAAGGCUGUUUCUUUUUUGUACAAAUGGCACACAUGUGGAAGUGGCAGCGCUGUGACUCGGAGCCUGCUGCUGUGUAGCUCAGACACACAACUUUUAGCCUGAUUUUUAGAAAUGUGGGUAGUUUUUUAAUGACUUUCCCCCUUGAGUAGCAGCUGAGACCGUCCUCGAGGGCCAGAGUGAUGGCGUGCACAGGCAGAGAAGGGAGGGAGCAGAAGGGAGAGGAGUGAGUGAGACGCUGCUGGAGUGUGUUACCUGUUUAUUAAAUAAAGUUAUUUUUCAGGAUUAAAUUUAAAAACUUGCACUACAGAACUGUGGGUGGGGCUUUUCCUUUUACAACUGUUUUGUACCAGAGUUUAAACUUCCAUUUGGCAAUUUCUUAUCACUUGAAAUGUCAACAUUUGCUAACUUUUGGAUAUCCUUUUGGUUACACCAAAGAAAAAGUUAUGGCUAUUUUUCUUGGAACAGCCUACAGUUUCAUGUCCUCAUUUAGAAAGGUUUAUCAAAAUCUAUUAUAUAUUAUCUUACUUUGAAGAAAAUGCUGAAUAACUCCUGUUAGUCAAAUAAACUGAUAAAAAUUGUCAGGGCCUGGCUAUUAAUUAGCCCUAGGAAAUGAGUUUUUAGAGUAAAAAGAUUUUUUGCAUCAUUUGGUUUGUGCAUUUUUGUAUUUUUUAUAAAUAAUUGAGUUGGCUACUUACCUUCUAAUCAUCUCCAGUUAGAAUUUCAACACUUGUAGACAUGGAAGAGAAGUGUCAAGUAUUUAUUUUUAUGUCGUAUUCUUGUGCCUCCUUCCUCCAUCCCUCUCAAACACCAGUACUUAGACCCCUUUAUUUGUUGGUUAAAUAAAACAGAGUCUUGUCUUCUUCAUUAGAAGGACCUAAGAUGACAAUACUGAGAUUCUUGGCCUAAAGAGAACACAGCUGCCAAUUGUCAUCUCUUUUGGUAGGAAAAUAUCAUCUAAAAGUUGGACUGACGGGCCAAAUCUUCAUGAGAUUUAUCUCAUAAAAUUUUAGAUGCCCAUUUUAGACCUUUCUUUGAGACAAAAACAGGAAUUUAGUCUCCUUCCCUUCUCUGAAGAAGACAAAACACUUCUUUUCAUACAACCCGAUCAAGACUGACAUCUGGGCAAAAAGCCUUUUUACCAUUUGGAGCGAUUGUCUGCACAAGGGCACAAGGGUCUUUUCUACUAAACUUGGGGAAAUUGGUGUUGGCUGUUGAAGGCGAAGUCUUCUCAUAGCUACCUAGGAAAGAUUAGAAUGUACGUGGAUAUCAGAAAACUUUAACUUAAUAUAUAAAUCAUGUAUGUUGAAGGUAAGAUAAGCAACAUCAAAACUGAUUAUAAAAAUCCCCAUUUUUAAAGGGACAAAUAUAUUAGGUUUUUAAAUUUGCUUUGAAUAAAAUGAUUGUAAACAUUUGA
Messenger RNA from Equus quagga, 7182 nucleotides. It is a transcript of the gene NHSL1, whose product is annotated as NHS like 1. The record is from RefSeq and is a predicted model, not a curated record. Lineage: Eukaryota; Metazoa; Chordata; Mammalia; Perissodactyla; Equidae. The coding region runs from base 579 to 5195 and encodes 1538 amino acids. Gene Ontology annotation, biological process: cell differentiation. The transcript is spliced from 8 exons.